UUACGUGAAUCGUUUUUUUUUCUAAAAUGAGGCAUUUAAAUCGAUUUUAUUUUGUGCCAGUGUUUUUAUUUUGUGUAUGGGCAAGAAGUUUACAUCAGGAAAAUCAGAAUGCACCGCGGCCGUUAUUCGACGAACACAAUAAGGAGCACUGGAAGAUGCAGGCGCAGUGGAUUUUAAAAAAUAAGGUAUCAAGUACGUUAAAUAAGAGGACCGCAAAGAACGUGAUCCUGUUCCUAGGCGAUGGUAUGAGCAUCACCACGCUGGCCGCCACACGGGUCUACUUGGGACAGAAGUACGGCCACAUGGGAGAGGAACUGAAGUUAAGCUUCGAAGCAUUCCCGUACACUGGGUUAGCAAAGACGUAUUGCGUGGAUAACAACGUAGCUGACUCAGCGUGUAGCGGUACUGCUUAUCUAACUGGCGUGAAGGCAAACAGUGGGACUGUUGGAUUGAGUGCUGCAGUCAAACGAGGAGAUUGCGAUGGACAGAGGGGAGGAAUACACGCCGUCACUGGCCUGAUAGACUGGGCACAGAAAGCUGGGAAAGCCACUGGUGUGGUAACAACAACUCGAGUGACACACGCCACCCCGGCAGCAUCUUACGCGCAUGCAGCGGAUCGGCGCUGGGAGGCGGAUACCGACCUGCCACCUGACAGCCAUUGCGAGGAUAUAGCCCUGCAGCUGAUUAGAGGAAGUGUAGGAAGCCAGAUUGAUGUUGUAAUGGGCGGUGGAAGGAAGAACUUUCUCUCUCGCACAUUGAAAGACGCUCAAGGCAAUCAAGGAUACAGAACUGAUAGCUUGGAUCUGAUAAAAGAGUGGCAGUUCAACAAGAAGUCGCGCGGCGGAGCACCAAAAUACUUGUACAAUAGGACGCAACUUUUGUCUCUUGAUUUCAAAGCAUACGAUAGUUUAUUGGGUCUCUUCGCAAGCGAUCAUUUACCAUACCAUUUGGAGGCGGCUGAAGAUGUACCAGUUCUAAGUGAAAUGACUCAAAGAGCUAUACAAAUGCUGUCAGCUAAUAAAAAUGGUUUCUUCCUCUUUGUUGAAGGUGGACGAAUUGACACUGCUCAUCACGAGACAAAGGCACGUAAGGCAUUGGACGAGACAGCUGAAUUAGCCAAGGCCGUUGAAGCAGCCAUCAAGAUGGUGAAUCCUGAGGAGACCCUGGUUAUCGUGACGUCAGACCAUAGCCAUACUAUGACGUAUAGUGGAUACAGCAAACGUGGGACAGAUAUAUUAGGAUUUACUAAUAGAUUGAAUGCAUCAGACAAUUUGCCGUAUACGACGCUUAGCUAUGCCAACGGGCCGGGCUACAAGCCGCACGAGAAAUUUCAAAGACACAAUCUUAUGAUGGACGAUAUGAACAAUCCCGACUUCACGUACCCUUCCUUAGUACCAAUAUCACGAGAGACUCACGGCGGUGAAGACGUAGCGGUAUUCGCUAAGGGGCCUUGGUCACACCUCUUUACAGGGAACUACGAACAGAAUUUUAUACCACAUGCGAUCGCAUUUGCUGCCUGCAUCGGUCCCGGUUACACUUCUUGUAAAUUAUGAGUCGCAGUUGUGAGUUCUGAGUAUGAGUUUUGAGUUUUAUCCUGAGUUUGAGUCUCAUUGUGAGUCCAGAGAUUUCUGUUAUAUGUUACUUUGAUUAGUGAUUUCUCAAUCUAUACACGUUGAAAAAUGUGUGACCAAGUUAUAAGUUAAAAAUUAUGUUUAAGUAAAAUG
Papilio polytes (common Mormon) is the source of this 1724-nucleotide messenger RNA. Its product is annotated as membrane-bound alkaline phosphatase-like. NCBI's taxonomy places the organism in Eukaryota, Metazoa, Arthropoda, Insecta, Lepidoptera, Papilionidae. Bases 27 to 1553 code for a protein of 508 amino acids. The record is from RefSeq and is a predicted model, not a curated record. The transcript has 9 exons. Gene Ontology annotation, biological process: dephosphorylation. Gene Ontology annotation, molecular function: alkaline phosphatase activity.